CCGACACGAGCGGAUGGCGUACGUUGCCGCUCGCGCCACGAUUACCUCGUGAUUUUCCUUUCUGUCAGAGAUACCGUCGGUCACCGUUGUCGAUCUCUUGUGACGAAUCACACAGUACUCUAAACUAAACUAUCUAUUGCGAUUGCACACAGUCGGAGUCUUCAAGUUCGUUUGUGACUUUGUGUGCCGCGCUUCAAUCGCGGAAUAAGAAAAAAAAAACAAACGAACGAGCGAGAGACAACAAAAAGGAAAUAAAGAAACGGAGAAGGCGAAAGGUAGAUUUUCCCCUUUGAUCUUUGUCUCUGGUCGUCGAUUUUCAUCGUGGUCGUUUCGUGUUUUGUCAUCGACGAACGUCGCGUACUUACACGUUUUAACACCACGUGUGUGCGCACGCACGCACGCACCAACUCCAACGACGCACGUAUUUACUAUAUUAUCAGGCCCGCGCGACUGGCGUACGGGGCGCCCUCCAAAAGUCGUGUGUGCGCGUGCAACCCUACCGGAGCCCGCUGACGUUGGUUACCAUAGUAGCGCGCGUGCCGAUCAGCUGAUCGUUGGGAUCCGAGCGUGUUCGACCGUCGGCAGUCGGCCAGCAGCGGCUCCGUCCACUCGUUUUAUGCGUUCGUGCAACUCGCUUGCCUUUCGCGCCGUGAUUUAGUGAUCAACCAACUAUUUCGUCAACAUCCCAUCUCCCAUUGUGGCAACGCAUAGUUCCAGGAAAAUUCUCGAUACAACUAGACAAACUUGAAUAGAUCGUACAUAACGGUCGGAUCAUCCUCUUAUUCGCUGUUUUUGCGGUUAGAAGGAUGCAUUGUUACAUUGUAUCCGUAUUGUCAAUCUAAUUAGCCAAGUAAACGACCAGACGUUGGAUCAAAUAUGAUUUGAAGUAGCCAAAGCCGAACUAAGUACGUUGUUCGAGUAAUUCAUUUGUGUGCUUGUGACAAGGAAAACCAAAGCAUUUCGAGAUACACCAUUGCAUACGACUAUCGAGACCUUGCCAUGAUUCACGUCACGCAUUUUAAAUUCAACCGUCCAGAAGCGAAAUUCAACGGAGAUAUGUCCAGCGACAGUGGAUUCGAGUAUUAGAUAUCAUGGUUUGUUUAAUUAAGCGUUGUAAGGUAUCCCGAUUGAAACAUCGAACCAUUUUUGCUGUCGAACGUUUUCAAAUUACAUUCGAACAAAAGUUUAUAGAACGUAAGAAACAAGCUUGGUGAUGGUCGCUGCGUAUUUCUAACCGCGCCCGAUAAUCGAAACUAUGUUCGAUACAUAAUAGUAAUAAACACACGUCGUCUCUCGAAGCAGUAAUUUACCGUGCGUUAUGUUUUCAAUAGCGUUGUCAGGUGACCUUAUGUACGUGACUAACCGUGCGACCAUCAAUGACACGCUACAAAAUCAACAAAACAAACUUAAACUGAAAAACGAUCACUCAUUCAAGUAGAUAUAUCGGGGAAUUACGAAGAACGCCCUUGCCACUUCUCGUAAUCGAUUAAUUUGCAAAUGAAACAAAAUUCAAUUACUUGAAUUAAAUCGAUGUAUCACAGUAUUCGCAAAAAUGAAACAUAAUCAUUUCGAAUCGAUCGAUCAGAAGAUGGUGUUGUAGUGCAGUUUGGAAAAAAACAUCGAUAUAUCGAUAUUGUUUGGUGUCAGGUGUCGCUAGACUGCAGUGAACGAUGGCCACACAGUCUUCGUACGUACGAAAUGAAGAACAAAACACGUCGGAAUUGGAAGUAACGGUUGUGGUGAAUUAUAAUUUUCAUUAAAACAACAUUCAGGCUCGCUUGGUAAUGGGAUAUCGCAGAAUGUGAAAGCUUUUUUUUGUACGGACACAAAUUUUUGACAAUCGUUUGUACCUGUGACGAAUCACUUGACUGCAUGAACCAGACUCCGUGUGAAUAUGUGAAGUGACUGAAUUCUUUUUUUAUCGAACUUUCGUCAAAAGUGAUUUUUCGUUUUAUUUCGUGCUGUGCCUGCAACUGCAUCUUUAUACGCCAAUUGCAACAAUGACAAUUCGAAGUAAUUUCUCGUUCAUGCGGAAACUCUGUGAUAGCCAAUGUCAGCAACGCCAUUACUCGGAUUAAGUCAAGUGUGAGAAGAUCGGUUCCUGAUAUUAUCUUGAUAGAAAGCUUGGUGACGUACGCCGAACGGGCCAGUAUUCAUGCCAGUAUGCCAAUCAGAUGCCAGUAGAGAGCCAGUAUCUGUAUCUGUCGCCACCGAUAGCCAAUUAAUAAGUUACUUAGAUAGUUAAAUUAAUAGACGAUACAUCACACGCUGUUUUAUAUAAUCGUUGUUAGAAGACGUCGCUUAAUAGGCGUAACAAAUAUACACGUAUUUAUAUUAUAUAUACAUACACACACGUACAUAUACGCAUAUAUAAAUAUAAUAUAAUCGAAGAAGCAAUAAGUGUCGAAUCGCGGGCUAUUAUUUUCACAUCGUACUCUUUUUUUCUACCACUACAAUUUUCUCCGCUCGUUCAUUGGUUUGCUUUUUUAAAUUAUCGGUGACCGCGUGUUCUCUUUACGAGAGUAUAUUCGUAAGAUUGGACAGAGUGCAAUCGAGUUGUGAUUAUCGAAGUGGACUGACCGAUCGAUUUCUCGGCUGUGAAGUGAAUUAAUACCCCAGGAAAACGAUUGAAACGGAGAAAGGAAGCGAACAGCGUACACAGGCGAGCACGGUGGCUGGAAACGGUGACUUACAUCGAGAGCGCCAACCUGCAAUCAAGGUUCAUGGUUUUCAUGGAUGAGAGCGAGCUCUCGAGCAAGCGGUGGGCCAGUGCGCCCCGCCGCCCGGACAGCCCCUGCGUCCUGGGGGCACCAACGUCUAGGGAGGCGGCGGGACCACCGGUGCAACUGGAACCAGUGGAUCUGUCCGUGAAAACUCCUGUGGUGUUGCAGGUGCCUCGGUAUAGUCCAGCGGCUAUAAUUACCGCCGCGGCUAGAAGAAUCCCUUCACCUUCGACGACGCCUACACCGCCGCCGCUCUCCAUAUCUACGGUGUCGCCGCCUUUGCCGCCUCUGGGAGAAACAGCGUGGGAGAGAAACCGGGAACGAGAGCGCGAGAGGGUGCGAGAGAGGAGCACGGAGAACGAGCACAGGGAACGGCAGCAAGAAAGAGAAUCAGGGAUCAGAGAGAGGGAGCCGCGGGAUCGAGAAAAGGAACGGGAUCGCGAUAGGGAGAGGCAAAGGGACAGGGAAAGGGACAGAGAGCGGGACGUGUCGGUCCGCAUGAUGGAACCGCUCGAUCCUGUCUUCGUUUCCCCCUCGGCGGCCCUACUCGCGUUACAGAGGAUAAAGGAAACGUCCCUGGUGUUUCACAAGCGUCCCGCGCUCGCGAGUGGGUUAGGAAUCGGCGGCAGAGUAAACGCCGGUGUUGGAGGAAACGGCGGUAGUUUAGCGGUGGACAACGAAUGCGGCGACGCGUUGAAGAGACGCAAAGUUCACCGAUGCGACGUGGCGGGCUGCGACAAAGUGUACACGAAGAGUUCUCACCUGAAAGCUCACAAGAGAACUCACACCGGCGAAAAACCGUACCAGUGCACAUGGGAGGGUUGCACGUGGAAAUUCGCUCGUUCUGACGAAUUAACACGGCAUUACCGCAAGCAUACGGGCCAGAAGCCGUUCAAGUGCCAUCUUUGUCAGCGAUCGUUUUCGCGGAGCGAUCAUUUAUCGCUUCACAUGAAAAGGCACUGAUAAAGAGGACCAUCUAGCCGUUGGAGGAAAGAUAGAGCAGAUCGAAGAAGGGGUAGAGACCGUUUUGUCUCGGGAAACCGGGACACGAAUCGUGAUCGUGGACGACGACGAUGAUUCUUUUUUUUUUUUUUUACAUUCGGGACCUGAAGAGCCUCGCAUCGUUGCUCGAAUCGUUUUCAACGAGAACGUGAAGAGUCGGAGGCGGAAACUAGGAGAAAAAAAUGAAGAAGCAAACGAAUCGUUCAUUAGGUUUAGAGGUUUAACCCAUUUGCAUCCAAGCGCGGAAUAAUCCGCGUUCUGCGACUGUCUUCUAUCCCCCAGCGCGGAUUAUUACGCAAUCGGACGACUGUCUUCUAUCUGUCUUCUAUCAGUCGCUAAAUAUUCUUCAGAUAUGAGAGAUCAUGUUCGACCUGUUUGUCAGCAUCUCGCCUAUAUCAGUUUAUUGUAUUGACCAUUUUAAAGAAUUCCACGAGAAAUAAUAAGAUUUAAUUUCUUUUUUUUUUAAAUAAAUAAUUUUUUCUUUUUUUUUCUGUUAUAAAGAAUGUAAGAUGCGAUGUUUACGAAGCAACAUUGUCUACCAAUCGUUUUAAAUUUCCGAUAAACUAUGAAGAAUUUGGAUGUCAUUCACUGCACCUACGACCGACCGCGCGUGGUGAUAGGGACCAGUCCUCUUAAGUAGGGCCAUGAUGCAAAUGGGUUAAUCUAAUGGAAGUAUCAUUGCAAUUAUUGGUGAAUAAUCGUGCGACGAGCCUGCUAGCAAUCGUGACAACGCGAAUCGUUGAAAUUUUUUUACUUUGUUUCUUGUUGUACUGCCUCUGUGAGAGACAAAUUUCUAUUUUCGAUUUGCGUUGUUUUUAUGGCGAACGUACGUAGCGUAAGAAUCGUUGAUAUUUAAAAUAUUCGAUGGAAAUUUAUUUAUUCUUUGUGCAGGUGUAUUUAAAAGAAAAACGGAUAUCGAACGAAGCUUAGCUUCGACGAUAGAAGAAAAAAAAAGCGAGCGUAGAUAGCAGAGAGGAGCGAUUGCUGCGGGUUUUCCGCAAGUAGCACGCGGUCACUUCUGUUUUUAAUUCUAGCCAAUUUUUACUUGUUCGUAUGUCCAGUUUGUUUUCAUUUUUUUUUUUUUUUUUUUUUUUUUUGUACGGUUAAAUAAGGCCAGCUCAACUAGUCUAGAGCACCAUAUGUAUCGUCUAUUGCGAAGAAUAGAGCCAGUAAAAGGAGAAGAAGGAAGUAAUAUCGUUAAGGUAAUUAAACGGUUAAUAAUUAAAGAGAAUAUCGAACUCCGGUGACGGAGCUUGGGACUUAGCAUGCUCAGUUAAAUAAACUACAAAUCGUGAUCGUUAAACAUUUUUUAAUGCAUUAAAUAGCGAUUUAUCAGAUUAUGCACAAAGAAUUUCGCGUUUAGGGACGGACAAUCAUCGAUGUUUUCAUUGUCAAAGAAAACAAGGGAAUUUGACGCUCUGAAAGCCAGUAUUACGUGUGCAUUAAGCAAUAGAAUUGUGUAUACUAUCGACGGCAUUGCGAUGCUUUUACGAGUCUUUCUUUCGUUCGAUCAUGCAAAAAUUUCUUCGGUCGUAUCGGUAAAGAAGCCGGUAUGCCUUUUCAGCCAUGCGUAUACACAAACAAGGUGCCAAAGUAGAAGGUGCAAACGUAUUGUGCGAACGAAGAUGUCCAUUGAUACAUUACGCUCAAUUGUUAAAAAAGAGAGAGAGAGAGAGAGAGAGAGAGAAAGAGAGAAGAAAGCAGAUCGAAGAAUUAUUUUUUAAACGCUUUUGCAUCCCGUUCGUCGAACACGUCACCGCGAUACACGUCUCGUCGAAUCGUGCCACGUGUCAAGCAUCAUCACGAAAAGAAAAAUCGAGCGUUUCCUGCUCGAUUUCUGCACAUUUUAUUUUGGCAUCUAUUACGAAACGAGAUCGCUCAAGCAAAAUACAUUCGAGGCCAAUAAAAAGAAUUUAAUCUUCGCUUGUGAAACGAACGAAGAAUUAAAAGAAGAAGAAGAAAAAAAAAGAAAAGAAACGCAGAACGUAUGUCUACGUUCCUCGUGGUUUUGAGAAAAAGAGUACGUGUAUCAGAGUUCGUGUAAUUGAUGAUGCACCGAGUCGGCUGUUCAAUUGUCGUCAAUCUAAAUGCGUCGAGUGCAUAAACGAAUUACGAGCCUGAAAGUAACGUUAUCAAAGAAAUUCUAUAUAUAUAUAUAUCAAAACAUAUCGUACGAAGGCAUCGACUCUGUGCGUCGCAAGUGUAAAACCACGGUAACGUCACGCGAUACGUUCUUAAACGAAGCUACUCGAAGGAGAAGGUGCAAUAGGAAACACGGUGUUAUAAAGGGUCUGUUGGCUACGCUGAAAGUAUCGCGCGAUACCGCAUUAUUGCAUUUUUUCCUGCGAGUGACUACGUCGAGGGGAAGUUAAGUUUGCCGUGGCGUUAGCCAGAUGUAUCGCACGAGAAUCGGAUAGCUCGCGAAUUGCAAGCUUGUAAAUAGUUUAGAAACCUUGAGUAACGCGACGUCUGCGUACGUAUAGCACAUGUGUAGCAUUCCCCCGUUUUCUUCGAACCUGUAUCUUCUUUUCAUUUUAAUGUUUUUUUUUUUUUUUUUUUGUUCCCUUUGCCACCGCGUCAGUAACGUGGCUAAAGGUAGGCGAAACACAAGAAGACAAAACAAAAAUUAUUUCGAAGCUAGUUGAAAAAAGAAAAAAAAAUACGAUGGAACAAGAUGCCAGUAUAUGCUAGAGCCAGUUUAUAUCGUUAAAAAAGAAGAAAGGAACCUCUACGUGUAAGAUUAGUGCGAAGAUUGAUAAAUUAAUACUUGUUAUGUGUUGUAUUUUGAUAGGGAAUAGUGCCUUUUAACGUUAAGGAAGAGAACGCUGCGUUAGGCCUUAAGUAUACUGUUAGUGCCUUAAGUCACGCGAAUCUUCGUGCUUGUACACAUUUCAUAACGCGACCAUUCGAAUCCUCGUCCAGAGGACCAGUGAGAUAUAUCAAGCGUUGCUUUAUUCGGUCGAGAUUCAUGGAAAUCAAGUUACAAGAUUCUCGAUACUCCCGUUUAAAUGUCGUUCGAAACAAACGAGGAAAAUUUCGCUAAUCGUAUUAACCGAAUCUUCAUAUCUUACGUAAAUUUAAUUCAAGAUCCUUGCUUUCGUUGUUACUCCUUCGAUUCACUGUUGCCAAUUGCUUCGUCUUCAUCCUACUUCGACAUCUACGAUUUCUAUCAUUCUAUCUGUGAUUUUCAUUCGAACGAUCGAUCGCGAAACAACGAAUCACGUUCGAUGGAAAAUUCGUUGGAAACGCUCGUCAGAUAUUUCUCACCUGUUCAAGAAGCAUCCUUUCGUUUCGUAAAGCCCACAGCGAUUUGCGUCGAACGACAAAAUACAUAAGUACCACAUACUCCGUUAUAAACCCGCAGGGACGACCACGCCCCUGGUUGGUGGUAUGAAUAAUUUUCGUGUGAUCGUCACUGCGAAAUUCAAUCCGAAAAUGAACGAGGUGCCACCCAGGAUGCCAUUCUACGAUCUUGAUGACUGAUACCGUUGUACCUUUCCUGUAAGGGAUUUCUUCGGCGGAACAGCCGUCAGUAAUCUGAGCAGAGCGAGGGCGAUGAGAAAUGCAUACUGACGUCAUGCCGACACCCUCUUUGAUCAUUAUCAUUUUUUUCACUGUGAGCUCGUGCCGAGUCGUACGCUUCUUAACGAUACAUCCCAACGUUGUGCCGUUAUAUCUCCACCUCGGGACGAUUCAUUUCGGCUAAUUGUCGACGGGGUGAUAAAACGAUAUUGUUUCCGGUUAACUUUUGCCCGUGAAGCCUCCCAUUCGCGAAACGUAUUAACACACAUCGUCUUCGUAACAUUCGUACGGGAUCACCUCGUCGUUCUUCAUCGUAAAAUUUCGUUUCGGCCAAACUCACGUAGGUUUCUUUCUUUUCAGAACUCGAUCAGUCGAAAUAUACGAUAAAGACGAACCGCUUUCCUCGAUCCGAAAAAUUUAAUCGCUAAACCACAUUCCAAUCUUUUUAAAGCGUAGCAACAAACGCCAUAGCUGUUAAAUUAUCGUGAAAGAAUCGUUUAACGAUAAGCCGAGAGACAGGAAGACAGGGAUUUCUAUAAGAAGCAUAACGACCUAUCGAGGUCCCUCAAGGUUAGCGACGAACAUUCCACGAGCACACACAUUCCUAGGUCGUGCACGCGUACGAUAGAUUCGCGAAAACCCGGACAAAGAGUAUCGGCAAUUUGUAUUUCAUGUUAAUGCGAAGCUAUUCAAUUUCCCGUAGAAGGUGAACCGUCGGUGAAACAGGAAACCGGGUAAAGGAAUUGAAGGCGACCGAUUUUCUACAAAGGCCCCACCUAGAGAAAUUAGCAUUUCAAGUGCCUUAACAGACGUCAACUGACACCUAACUAAUCGAGGCUACGCGUUCGAAUUGAAAUCACCUUCUGCGAUCGAAUGGACGCUUUCGGCCAUUCGGUUGACACACUUCGGUUAAAAAAAGGCGACGUAAAGUGGGAACGAGGGGCAGAGAAAAAUGGAUCGGCAUAAAAUUUCCAUUGGCGAUGAUUGAUAAUUCGAAACGCGGUACGUUUGUGUAUUCGUCCGAAGGAUUUACAAAUAGCGUAUAAAUCGGUUGGAAGAUUUCGGUAUUCGAUCGUUAAAAGAAAAAUAUCUGUUCGCGUUCUUUAAUUUUAAUUAAAUUUUAAGAUUGGAAAAAGGAAAAGUCUUUAAAUCAAAGAAUUUUCUCGAAAAGAAUUCGUCUUUCGACAAGGUCUUUCAAAAGUUCAACCCUCCGACGUCGAUCGUUUGGAUCGUCGUUGCUCGAUCGUUCGAUGGGUGUCGACGUACCUGAAUUCGUUGUUAGAUUGUUGAUUUCAUCAUAUUCUCGUGCGCUUACACGGCUGUCGGAAAGAAUUCCAGCGUGGCGUAUUAAUAAUUUAAGAGGUGCUCUUAACGAGCGCGUUCGAGUGAUGUUUAAUGGCCGCGCGAGAGAUCGAGCGAGCGAUCCUUCGAAAACGUGUCUGAUAAAAAAGAAAAGAGUAGGAAAAAGUCACGAUGCAUCGAGCUUUUCGAAGACGUAGCUGACAGGUCAGUCCGUCAAACUAGCGAUGAUUUUCCAUUCUUCGCUUCAAGGGCCAGUAAAAUGAUACACACAACGCGUACACACACACACACACACAUACACACACACACACACGUCGGUCACUAACAUGCAUACCUUAUGAAGCAACCACACGUAUAAAUUGCAUCCUUAAUCUGCGAUCAUGCGCGGUGCUCAAUCUCUCUUGGUGCUUUCGUACGUUGAAUUUGACGUGCGUACAUCGUGGACAAUACGAGGUCGAUUCUUAAAGAUCCAUUACGCAGGAGCGCAAAACGUAUCGUUGCAAGAGGUGUGCACGUGUUUGCGUCUAGGAGAUGUCGAGCCACAUAGGAAACGAAAAGCAAUAGCAAGUAAUAUAUUUACACACGUAGUUAAGUAUAUUCCACGAGUUAUACAACGUUAGUUAAUUGCCUGAAACGCAACUUUAAAACGCCAUCACUUUCGAACUCAGGAAACGAAAAUGGCUAUCGAGAACGAAUCCGAUUGAUCGAUUUUGAUUUCUCUUUUACGAAAGAAUUGUCGCGUUUUAUGUGGUCCAAGAAUCUCCAACGAUGAAAAAAAAAAAAAAAAAAGAAAGCUACGCGAACAGAAACACAGGCCGGUGAUUAAUAAUUUACUCAGAUACGGAAAUUCUCGUUAAGAAAAAGGAAAAAAGGAAUAAAACGGAACUACUAGAUCGUAAGGAUAGAUACUAGCAGAUAGUAAUACUUGUACAUAGUAUGUAAAAUUAUCCGUUGAUCAUCACCGAUAGUAAAGCAACGGAUCAGCGUAGCAUAAUUUUUCUCGCAAUAAUGUAAUCAAUGGGGGCCAGUAAUUCUCUCUCGGAUCUCGCACGGUGUUAUACACUGCGAGGCGCGUGGCGUACCCUUUUUCUCAGCGAAUUUUUGGCGCAGUCGAACAUACACAAUACACACACAAUAUACAUAUACACAGUUUCGUCGCGCGUGCUUCUCGUCGAUUGUUCGAACGCGAGCAGCGAAUGAGAACGAUCGAACCUCGCGCGGAAACGCUUUCAGGUUCCUAGAACAGGUGUAAACGAUCGCAUCGAAUGGUAACACGAAUAUGUUGGAUCUACCGCGAUGAAAAUCCGUGGGUCGUCGAUGAACGUGUUUCUAUUGGACGCCGGAACACACGCGAAAGCUCGACUGUCGUCGAAGUUGGGAAGGUUUAAAGGGACAGUUUUAACAGUCGCGCGCCACCAACUAUUACUUUAUAAGAAUAUAUGUAACUGUAUAUGUCGCGUAGAGUUGCGUAGGAUCGAUAAUAUAAUAUAUUACACUACGACUCACUCUGUAUAAACGAAGGCAUUAUUAUAACUUUGUACUUUCUAAUUAUACAUUAACCGCGUCGCUUGAGGACGGUCGCUAUUCGUACCGCGCACGUCGGCAGGGGAGGUUCGUUAGUGCAUUAAAAGAAAAAAAUAUAUAUAUUAUAUAUAUAUAAAUAAAAAUCUAUAUAUAUAUAUAGAUAAAUAUAGAUAUAUAUUGUAAAUGUGGUUGUAAUCUUAUUACUGUUAUAUCGAUAUAUCGAUGUCCUUGAUUUGGAUAAUUUAUUUAUUGCGAUGUGAACCGAAACGAAGAUCGUGUAAUUAUCGUAUACCGCGGAAAAGAAGAAGAAGAAAAAAAAAAGAAAGAAAGAGCAAACUGAUUAUUGAAGUAAUAGCGAAAUAUUAUUAAUACGCACGAAAUUAUAUAUUUAUACAACGUUAUCGACGCGAGGACACGUCUCAGAGGCGCGUCUCGUCGCGUGAAAGUCCUAAAUUGUGAAUCACGUUUGUGACAGUACGGUCGGGCGGAUAUUUAAAUAUCGUACUUCGCGAUUCCUACUGAGGAAGUAAAAAUUAUUGUAUCGUAAGAGGGCGGUCCGUGGCCCCGUACGUGUCCAUUAAAUAAAUUAUAUCGUCGACAUAAUCGCUAGCACACAAGGUGUCACGUGCGUCCUGUGCGGUACAAUAUCGCGCCAGUCGAUAAUCUUAUUAUCGAAAUGAUGGUUACAUAUUUUAGAUAAUCCUAUUAUCAUUAUCAUUAUUACGAUUCUUAUUAUAAUUGCUACUAUUACUAUUAUUAUUGUAUUUGGCAGGGUUACGACAUUAAAAUCGUAAAAAAAGAAAGA
Bombus huntii is the source of this 10878-nucleotide messenger RNA. Its product is annotated as Krueppel-like factor 6. Gene Ontology annotation, biological process: regulation of transcription by RNA polymerase II. Gene Ontology annotation, molecular function: RNA polymerase II cis-regulatory region sequence-specific DNA binding; DNA-binding transcription factor activity, RNA polymerase II-specific. The record is from RefSeq and is a predicted model, not a curated record. Lineage: Eukaryota; Metazoa; Arthropoda; Insecta; Hymenoptera; Apidae. Bases 2724 to 3686 code for a protein of 320 amino acids. The transcript is spliced from 7 exons.